Messenger RNA from Zeugodacus cucurbitae (melon fly), 2534 nucleotides. RefSeq names its product E3 ubiquitin-protein ligase HRD1 (gene sip3). The record is from RefSeq and is a predicted model, not a curated record. Gene Ontology annotation, cellular component: cytoplasm. Lineage: Eukaryota; Metazoa; Arthropoda; Insecta; Diptera; Tephritidae. Bases 277 to 2301 code for a protein of 674 amino acids. The transcript is spliced from 7 exons.
UUGACAUUUCCUAUAUACUCCAAAACGAAAGAAAAACGAAAAGCGGAAAAAACUACGUGUCUCGAUGAAAUAUCGGGAAAGGAUUGUUCUAUAAAACAUCGAAAAACUAAAAAAAUACGUAAAUUACGGAUUUCGGAAAAUUAAAAAAUUGUUGGCUGCUUCAUUUGGGAUUUUUUAUACUGUAGUGAGCUGAAAAUUUUAUGAGCAUAAUUCAAAAUUAAUAUAUUUCUGCAGUCAAUCAGCCUGUUGGCUGUGCGAGCUAACAACAAAUACAACAUGCAAAUAUUACUUUCGUCCAUAUGUUUGGCGUUGACGAGCGUCGUCAUCGGGAACGCCUACUACCAGAAGAAGCAAUUCUAUCCUGCAGUUGUGUACAUCACCAAAUCUAAUGCAUCUAUGGCCGUUAUUUAUAUACAAUUUUUCGUUAUAGUUUUCAUGUUUGGAAAGUUAUUGCGCAAGAUAUUUCUGGGUACGUUACGAGCAGCUGAGUUUGAACAUCUACUAGAGCGGUUUUGGUAUGCGCUGACAGAAACAUGUCUUGCGUUUACUGUGUUCCGUGAUGACUUCAAUCCGCGAUUUGUAGCACUAUUUACAGUUUUAUUGUUUCUCAAAUCAUUCCAUUGGUUGGCAGAAGAACGCGUUGACUUUAUGGAGCGAUCACCUGUAUUGGGUUGGCUAUUUCAUAUACGCGUAGCAAGUCUGCUCGUAGUAUUGGGCGUUUUGGAUUACUUCUUACUUAUGCACGCCUACAAUUCGACCCUAGUUCGUGGCCCAACAGUGCAGUUAGUUUUUGGCUUUGAAUAUGCAAUAUUGCUAACUGUUGUUGCGAGUACAGCCAUCAAAUAUGUUCUACAUGCUGCUGAGAUGAGAACCGAUGUACCAUGGGAAAAUAAAGCCGUAUUUUUGCUCUACACUGAAUUGGUAAUUGGCAUGAUCAAAGUAAUACUCUAUGUGUUGUUCGUUGUAAUAAUGGCCAAAAUAUACGCAUUACCGAUGUUCGUAUUUCGCCCAAUGUUCUUUACAAUAAGAAAUUUCAAGAAAGCAUUGAGCGAUGUCAUUAUGUCAAGACGUGCUAUACGAAAUAUGAACACACUUUAUCCCGACGCAACUCCUGAAGAACUACGACUUUCAGAUAACAUAUGUAUAAUAUGCAGAGAAGACAUGGUUAAUCAUUCAAAAAAAUUGCCUUGCGGUCAUAUUUUCCACACCACAUGUUUACGUUCGUGGUUUCAACGCCAGCAAACCUGCCCAACAUGUCGACUAAAUAUAUUACGAACGCCUAAUGCCAACUCUACAGCGAUUCCAAGACCCGACGAAGCAGUUGGUGGGGCAGCUGCAGUACAAGGUGAUGCAGCAGCUGCUGGUGCUGGUCCAGCUGCCGCUGCUGCUGCUCCAUUACCAAAUCAGGCAAACGGUGCUGACAUACCACGGGUUGAUGGAGCAGCACCACCUAAUGCUGCAAAUAUCCCUGGAUUGUUUGAAAAUAUUGGCGUAGGCAAUGUCGGUUCCAAUAUACCUGGUGGCUUGCCGUCGGUUCCAACAACAGCGGCACCACCAAAUUUCCCAACAUUGCCUUUGGCUCCACCAUUCAUGAUGCCUCCUCCAUUCCCAUUUAUUGCACCAUAUGCUGUACCACCACCACCUAUGCCAUCUGAUCUAAGUACUUUGAGCGAUGAAGAAUUGAAAUUAUUAGAAGGAAAUGAGCGCCGCAAUGUUGAGGAGCGUAUCAAGUUGCUACGAAACAUUGAACUGAUGUUAAAUGCUGCAGGAAUAUUAAUGAAUAACUACCAAAUAAUUACUGCACGAUUGCAACCGACAGUACCAUUACCAACCGAAACUGCAACAUCUUCGAAAAACACAACCAAUGCUACUGUUAAUAACACAAACGAUGGACCCAGUACAUCAGCGGCUGCUGCUGCUGCGCUUGCUGAAAGUCAGUCGCAUGCAUCUCGCGUCAGUAACGCUGAAGCAAUAGCGAAACCAACAAUUCUUACAGAAAAUUCUACACAUCCUUCAUUGCAAAAGUAUGGCGAUGUGACAAUUGAAGAUUUAGGUGGGGAAGAGCAUGAGUACCGUGUUACGCACAGUGCUGAUGCUUCACCAGUAUUGGCCUCAUCCGCAGUGCAUACGACGGAAUUUGAGAUCAGUACUGAUGACAAAACUACAAACAUCACAGCUGAACAACCCGAGAAUGCCGAGCUUAGUGAACUGAGAAAACGACGUUUAAAAUUCCUUGAGGAAGUCAGCAAAUUGUCAACGCCAACAACAACAACAAAUUCUGAAAACACUUCAAGCGAUUAGAAAAGGAAUUUUAGCUUUAUGUUGUUUAAGUUUUGUUUUUCAAGAUUUUUGUUUUAUUGGGAAAUUAAAGGGUGGAAAAAAGUAAUUGCUAUUCAAAAAGAAAAACGAUAUAUAAAAAGACGGAAAGUACGUUGAAGUUAUGAUAGAAGCAAACAAUGAAGAGAUCAUGAGCUGAACUGUAUUUAAUAAUAUAUAAAUAAAAAAGAAUAUAUACUUACAUACAUACAUGAGAA